Messenger RNA from Lichtheimia ornata, 1098 nucleotides. RefSeq lists its product as uncharacterized. NCBI's taxonomy places the organism in Eukaryota, Fungi, Mucoromycota, Mucoromycetes, Mucorales, Lichtheimiaceae. The transcript is spliced from 3 exons. Bases 1 to 1098 code for a protein of 365 amino acids. Gene Ontology annotation, molecular function: aldose 1-epimerase activity; carbohydrate binding. Gene Ontology annotation, biological process: beta-D-galactose catabolic process via UDP-galactose, Leloir pathway; glucose metabolic process. The record is from RefSeq and is a predicted model, not a curated record.
AUGCCUGUUACCAAAACCACUCUCGACGCUGCUAAUGGUAUCGACCAAUAUACCCUGAUUAAUGAGAAAAAGACCCUCUCUGUGAUGGUGUUGAACUAUGGCGGUACCUUGACCCAUAUCUUGGUACCCGACAAGGAUGGCCAUAUUCGUGAUGUGUGCGUUGGCUUUGACGACUUUGAGACUUACAAGAAUCCUAAAAACCCUUACUUUGGUGCUUUGAUCGGCCGAUUUGCUAACCGCAUCGGCAAAGGGCAAUUUACUCUCAACGGCACUACGCAUCAACUCCCCAUCAACAACGGCCCCAACGCGUUGCAUGGUGGUAUCCAUGGUUUCGAUAAAAAGAUCUGGAACGUCUCUAUUUUGUCACAAAACCCUGCUAGCAUUCAGUUGGAUCUCACCAGCCCUGCUGGUGAUGAGGGGUAUCCAGGCGAAAUGAAGACCACAGUAACCUAUACAGUCACCGAAAGCAACUCGCUUGAGAUUACCUAUAGUGCGACGUCAUCCGAAGACACGAUGGCCAAUUUGACCAACCACUGCUACUUCAAUUUGGCUGGCCUUUCCAAGAAUCCUAAUGUGUUGGAUACACAAAUCACCAUGACUGAUGAUGUUCAGGGCGUUUUGGAAUUGGAUGAGAAUUCUCUGCCCACUGGCAAGGAGCUUAGCUGGGCCGAUGCAGAUUACAUGUGCUUCUCGGGUGACAAAGCUGGCACAACUAUUGGUGCACGUAAAGACAAGCUUGCUGCUUCCAAGGGCUAUGAUCAUCCUUACGUGAUCCAUCAUGACUAUGUGAUCAACACAUCACAGCUUCCUCUUCGUAAGGCUGUUACUGCAUUUGCCCCCGAAACAGGUAUCGAGAUGGAAUUUGCUACUACGGAACCCGCUUUCCAGUUUUACACAGGCAACUUUAUUCCCUCGGGUGUUUUCCAUGGUAAAAAAUCACAAGACGAAGUUGCUUAUGGUGAACACGCUGGCUUUUGCUUGGAAAGCUCUCGUAACCCUGAUGCUCCCAACAAGCCCGGUUGGGUCAGCAGCGUUUUGCUCAAAAAGGGUGAUACAUACGGUAGCAAGACCAUCUUUUCAUUUGGUGUUCGCACCUAA